Messenger RNA from Syzygium oleosum, 1341 nucleotides. RefSeq names its product ribosomal RNA-processing protein 14-C. NCBI's taxonomy places the organism in Eukaryota, Viridiplantae, Streptophyta, Magnoliopsida, Myrtales, Myrtaceae. The record is from RefSeq and is a predicted model, not a curated record. Gene Ontology annotation, molecular function: RNA binding; DNA binding. Gene Ontology annotation, cellular component: nucleolus. Bases 25 to 1068 code for a protein of 347 amino acids. The transcript has a single exon. Gene Ontology annotation, biological process: ribosomal small subunit biogenesis; ribosomal large subunit biogenesis.
UUUUGGUUCUUGUAUCCUUCCCAGAUGAAGAAGAAGAAGCAGAAAUCUGCCGUUGGAUCUACCGCCCCUGAUUCUGAUGCGGGUCUUGAUCUGAAGUCUCUGAUUCACCAGCAUUCGGUGUUCUUCGACAAGUUAAUCGAGCUCAUCCCUGCGAAAUUCUACCUGCCCAGUGAUGACAAGGACAAGCCGUGGUUUCAGGGUCUCAGCAAAGGCGCAAAAGCUUCGGCCAAGAAGGAAUCGAAGGAAAACAUAAAGAAAGCUCGAAGAGAGCGAUUAGACCCUGAGAGAUCUUCUAGAACAACCCUCGACUUAUUGAAGGAGAGCUUGGAGAAGGAAAAAUCGAGCAACGAGUCUAAGGAAGAAGAAGUAAUGGAACCUAGACCUACGCUGUCUGCUAUGGAAGGUGAAGAACGGUCGGCGACGUACGAAGAGCUCCGGCAACGGCUUCUUCGCAAAAUUCAAGAACUCCGAGGGAAUAGGAAUACUAGGAAUCCUGAUAGGCCAAAGCAAAGCGAGAAAAAGCAAGACAGACAACAGAAACGCAAGAGAGACUCUGCAUCGGAGGAAUAUAAGCCCACAAAUGGUGAUUCAUCAGAGAAGAUAGAGGAAGAUGCAUCGGAGGCGGCAAAGGAACUUGCCCUCACUUAUGUGAAGCUCGGGAAUGAUGGGGACAACAGGAAAAAGAAGAGGAAGGUUUCAAAGCUUAAGGAGCUGGAAAAGGCAAAAAGACUGGAAGAAGCAAAGAAGGACCCGGAUAAAGGGGAGAGGGUUUCAUGGAAAUCUGCAACUGGUAGGGCAGCAGGUCUUAGGAUUCAUGAUGAUCCCAAAUUGUUGAAAAAGAGCAUAAAGAAGGAGAAGAAGCAGCGCCAGAAGAAUGCUGGAAAAUGGAAGGAGAGGAUUGAAACCACGGAGAAAAUGAAAGCGCAGAAGCAGCAGAAAAGGUCGGAGAACAUUGCUGGGAGGGCUCAUGACAAAAAGAUGCGGCGGAUUGCUAAAAGAGAGAAGAAGCUUCUCCGACCAGGGUUUGAAGGUCGCAAGGAAGGUUACAUUAAUGAAGUUGGAAGUUAACUGCAUCUACAUUCUUUUUGCAAGUUCCUGAGCGACAGGUAGUGACCCUUUGCCUUUGGAUGGAGUUUGUUUAAUUUUAUAUUGAAAGGGUUUAUCAAGGAUUUUUGUUGUAGCCUUCUAGGCAGUCUUCCUACUGUUCCUUAAAAGUCGAGGAUAACGCUGAUAUGCUUUGAAUAUAUGUGGCUAUUUAAUGAUGGCAUCGAGCAGCUCAUGUAAUCCAAGAUAGGGCAUACUAUAUAGCCAGAAUCUGAUGGAGCUUUUUGAUUUGUUUUU